CCAAAUAAAUGAAAGGCGCUCCUCCGGCUCUCCAAAUGGGAAUACAAGUUGCAUUAGGUAAUAGUUGGCUAAUAAAUCGUGCCAGAGUUCAAAGUUCUGUCUUUGUCGUUUCUAUCAGAAACUCAUGAGGUGGCUGUCAGACGCAUGGAAAUGAGGUCCGCUCUUGUAAACAGCGAGUCGACUUUGUCAAAAGUUCACCAGCUCUUCAUUCGCGGAUCGGCGGGACGUCCCUUCUUUCCAGCUACCUACGUCGACGACUGAUCUGAAUUCCCCAUCCGCUGAGACAUACGAGUGGAGUCUCAUUGGGUAGGCGUUUUCUCUCCCGGAAAGUGUAGUUUAGUGUGUUCUCCGUGCACCUUGCGCAUCGUUUCAGCUCCAAGGACGCGAGCUGAACAUGGCCUUUCACCCGAGCGCGUCCGAGAGACAAGAAGAAGCAUCAAACUCUUUAAUAAUGAAUGAGCUGGAUCGGCUGGGUGCUGCUGAUACCUACGCCUGUCCGACCACUGAGCUCAGUAAGGCAGUGUCGGUGUCUUUGGGCUUGGAUUCGGUGUCAUCUCCGCUCAGCAACAUGAACCAGUGCUCCAGCAGCGCGUACGCAGAGUGCGACCCCACUGUGGGAAGUAGUUCCCGAGGAGUGCCGGAGUUAGGGGCGGCUGGAAACAUGAACUCAGACGGCGACAGGCAGUUUGUGCGCGACAGCAGCCUCCGAGAGGAUGACUUUGGAGAAGUGUGUCACGGCAUACAGCAGGUGAGCUGCAUGGAUCUGUUCCGAUCGGGCGACAUGGACAGCGCGCAAAAUGUGACGCGUGGCUCGGUGAUCUCCAGAUAUGUCAGGAAGGAGUCAAACUUGUUUAUGAGCCCGCUGGCGGAGCUGCCCGCGGCCGAACAGGUGAACGAGGUCCUGCCUUUGAAGCCGUAUUCAGCCUACUCUGUCAGCCCCAGCCUGUACAGAGAUGCCCCGGGUGCGUGGUGCGCAAAUGAGCGCGCAUACGGCGACAGCUCCGAGCCGCAGGGAGGCGUAUCCGGCGGACAUAAUUUGUUGUGUAAAUAUUGUAAUUGUGGGCAAACCUCCCUCGGAUCCAGGCAUGAAUGCCGCUGUGUUUGGUACAGCGCGGGUGAGCAGGGUGGCAGAGGUGCCAUGCGAGCCGCGAUGGCACAAGGGUACGGCCAAGUGGAAAGUUACCCCGGCGCAAUUCCUCAAAGGCAAACCACUUUUUCCACCAUCAAGACCGAGCCUUCAGGCUGGGUGGAUUGCACAGAUCGUCCUUUGAGGCAUGAUGAUUUUUUCCCAGGUGUGUACCUCUCAGACAGGAGAGUGUGCCAGGUGUGUGGUGAUGAUGCCUCCGGUUGUCACUAUGGCGCAGUCACCUGCGGCAGCUGCAAAGUGUUCUUCAAGAGGGCGGCUGCAGGUAAGCAGAACCACUUGUGCGCCAGCCGGAAUGAUUGCACCAUUGACAAACUGAGGAGGAAAAACUGUGCCUCAUGUCGCCUAAAGAGGUGCUUCAUGUCGGGAAUGAGCCUUAAAGGUCGUAGGCUGAAAGGUGCUGGACAGACGAGAAACGGCGAUGAAGAGCACCAGCCGGCUGCCUGGGGGCACGGAGAGAAAGAAGAGAGGGCAGGGAGGAAAGAUGCAGCCAUGGAGCCCAGAAAUGCAUCCGCUAAUGCUCAAGCAUCCCAGGCCCUGGUUCUUGCCAUCCCCCCGACCAUGCGCUCCUGCUUGUCCCUGCUCAGCAUCCUGCAGGCCAUCGAGCCAGCCGUGGUGAACGCCGGACACGACCCUGCCCAGCCAGACAGCCCCGCGUCCUUGCUUACCAGCCUCAACGAACUGGGGGAAAGACAGCUGGUAACCGUGGUGCGCUGGGCCAAGGCCAUACCAGGGUUUCGCGACCUGCACGUGGAUGAUCAGAUGUCAGUGAUUCAGUUGUCGUGGAUGGGGGUGAUGGUGUUUGCUUUGGGCUGGAGGUCCUACACCCUUACUAACAGCUCCAUGCUCUACUUUGCUCCAGAUCUGGUCUUUAAUGACCAGCGGAUGCAAGUAUCCAGUAUGUAUGAACACUGUGUGAGGAUGAAGCUGCUCUCCCAGAGGUUCUGCAUGCUGAAGAUUACCCAGGAGGAGUUCCUCUGCAUGAAGGCCCUGGUCCUCUUCAGCAUCAUGCCGGUGGAGGGCCUGAAGAGCCAGCGCUGUUUUGAUGAACUGCGGACCUCCUACAUCAAGGAGCUGGACCGCUUGGCCAGCCACCGCGGAGAGACCACCCGUACACAGAGACUGUUUCAGCUCACGCAGCUGCUGGACUACCUCCAGUCGGUUGUGAGGAAGUUGCACCAGUUCACGUACGAUCUCUUCAUCCAAGCUCAGUCCCUGCAGACACGCGUCAGCUUCCCGGAGAUGAUUUCGGAGAUCGUGAGCGUUCACGUGCCCAAGAUCCUGUCCGGCAUGGUCAAGCCCAUCCUGUUCCACAACACGUCCUAGAGAGUCUCAUUGAUUGUCCUUAACGUGCACCUUUGUUUCCUUUUGAGUAAAGCUGAAUUGGCUGGAGAUGGUUUAUGAUUUUAUGAAGUGAAAGAAGCCUGUCUUGACACCGCACAGGGAGGCUAUGAGUGGAUACUUACAGAAGGGAAGGCAGCACAUUCUUCCAGGCUAAUGUAAUCUAAUUACAUCUGCUCUGUUCUUCUUACUGCCUGUUCACUGUAUCAUGCACAUCAGAUGUUUUUUGGAGCUGAUUAAAACACUUGCAUGCAUUCCUCCCCUCCCUCCCCUCCACGAUACAAACCUGCUGGCAUGUAGACUUCUUCAGCUCUUCAUAUUGAUCAUUGACAACAGGCAAUAUUUCAUUUUGAGAGGGAAAGACAGUAGUGACAAAAGCAUAUUUGCAGAGUUCACAUCCUCAUAGCUUGUCUGUGUGCUGUACUAUGACAUUUAAACUAGCUUUUUUCACAAUGAAUGUUAUUGUGUGCGCCUGAGAUGAUUGACAGUUAAUAAUGGUUGUGACAUGCAUGCUAAGAAGCGCAGCUAUCUCGCCUGAAGGCAUAUAAAUACAUUUUUGAAAGCUGUUGUCAUCCAUUAGAUUAAUGUUUGACUAAUAGUUUAUGUGUUGUCAUAAUAAACACAGUCCUAAAGUGCAAGUGACUGCAGUAAUGCAAAUUUCGUAUGUAUAUUUAUGACUUUUUGAUGUCCAAAGGUCACCCCAGCAGCAAUGAGGAAGGAAGCUGAACAAAAUAAGCCAGUGACUCAUUAGUGAACUAACACCAAGGGUGUCUUGUUUUCGAGGUUUUUCGAGUGCCAAACAUUAUUGAAGUACAGUUUUUUCCAGAGUGCGCAUUUCAUACUGUUGUAACUUUUCUACAGUUUCUUAAAAGUGUUCUUUGCAAUUGCCUUGUCGUGUGUCAUGUAAUGGUUGUAGCUUAGUACAGUUUUGCUAAAGUCCAGUUAGGAAUCUGCUCAUUUUGUUUCAACAUUUGCAGCUUAAUAAAAUGAAAUAAAACGGAA
Molecule: messenger RNA, 3487 nt
Organism: Amphiprion ocellaris (clown anemonefish)
Lineage: Eukaryota; Metazoa; Chordata; Actinopteri; Pomacentridae
Product: progesterone receptor-like
Exons: 9
Coding region: 395-2470 (691 amino acids)
Biological process (GO): regulation of DNA-templated transcription; male gonad development
Molecular function (GO): sequence-specific DNA binding; zinc ion binding; DNA-binding transcription factor activity
Source: RefSeq, a predicted model, not a curated record